CGACUUUCGACUUCCUUCCUCCUUCGAAGAGCAAGCCAAAGCUACUGCUGCAAUGGCAAAGCUAAUUGUCUUGUGCUUGACAUUUAUCGCGUUAUACAUCAAUGUCGACGCCGUUUUUGAGGAUCAAGUAGGAAAAUUUGACUGGAGGCAACAAUAUGUUGGCAAGGCACGCUUUUCCAAUUUCGACCAACAUGUGCAGUCCUCCAAAAAGGUUCUUGUGGCAACAGAGAAUAAUGUUUUUGCUGCACUCAAUACAAGGACUGGAGAACUCUUCUGGCGACAUGUGGAUAAAACUGGGCCAGAGGGAAACAUUGAUGCUCUUCUGCAUCAUGGACAAGAUGCCAUGCUGGUGGUUGGUAAUGGUCGCCUGCUGCGCUCCUGGGACAUAAAUGUUGGUGGUUUGAAUUGGGAGGUUGUGCUUGACUCUGGCAGUUUUCAGUCAGCAUGUCUAGUUGGACAGCAAGAAAACACAAAACACGUGGCUGUUUUGAAGAAAACUGCCAUCUCUCUCCAUUAUCUUUCUAAUGGUCAUCAGAAAUGGAUAGAGAAUCUACCAGAAAGUGAAACAGUGGAUUACCAGGCUGUGUACUCUGGUGGAAAUGGUGAGGUGUACGCACUGGGAGUCGUUCCUCAUUCCCACGUUGCUAUUGUUGCUUACAGUUUGGACGAUGGAGAGAUAAUCAAACAGAUCUCAGUUGAAGCCCCAUGGCUGUCCAACAUACAGGCCAACUGUGUAGUAAUUGGUGAGGGGAUGUUACUGUGUGUGGACUCUCCAUCUGUAUCCCUGUACAUGCUUGACUUGCAUGUGCAGUCACAGAUGACCCAGAUCCCCUUGCAGUCACUGGGACUUGAAGUUGCCCCAGGCUUCCAUCCUGUACUGGUCUCCACCCAGCCCAACCCAGCCCGCCAGCCACUGUCCGAGUUUUUCCUUCAGCUCGCGCCUGAACACCACCUACUUCUCCAGCUCAACGAUGGACAGAUAGUCACACUGAGGGAUUUCAAGCCUGCCAUGCUUGUUGCAUUUGCAACCACUGGAGAGAAGACUGUUGCUGCUGUCAUGUCUGCCAAGAAUAAAACUGCUUCCAUUAUUAACCUAUUCAGUGCAGAAACUGGACGCAGACUUCUCGACACGACACUCAUUUUUAAUAUGGUUCCUAAUGGUGGUAAACCAGAAAAGCUGCAUGUACAGGCAUUCCUCAAGAAAGAUGACUCUGUUGGCUACAGGGUCAUGGUGCAGACAGAAGACCACACACUCACAUUCAUACAACAGCCAGGGCGUGUAAUGUGGACAAGAGAGGAGGCCCUGGCAGAUGUGGUGACGAUGGAAAUGGUGGAUCUGCCUCUCACAGGAACGCAGGCAGAGCUGGAGGGAGAGUUUGGCAAAAAGGCUGCCAUUCAAGAUGGCCUGUUGUCCAUGGUGCUGAAGAGGCUCUCCUCUCAGCUUAUCUUGCUUCAGGCCUGGAUCGCCCACCUCUGGAAGCUCUUCUAUGAUGCACGGAAGCCUCGCAGUCAAGUCAAAAAUGAUGUGACCAUCGAGAACCUCUCCAGAGAUGAGUUCAACUUGCAGAAAAUGAUGGUUAUGGUUACUGCAUCUGGGAAGCUCUUUGGGAUUGACAGCAAAACCGGCAGUAUUUUAUGGAAGCACUACCUGGAUAACAUCCCAUCGAACGCAGCCUUCAAACUGAUGGUGCAACGAACGACUGCACACUUCCCUCAUCCACCACAGUGCACACUGCUCAUCAAAGACAAGGAUACAGGCCUGGCCACACUCCAUGUUUUCAAUCCCAUCUUUGGAAAGACGAGUCACGUCACUCCACCCACUCUGCCUCAGCCAAUACUUCAGUCUCUCCUGCUGCCUGUCAUGGACCAGGAUUAUGCCAAAGUCUUACUACUUGUUGAUGACCAGUAUAAGGUGUCUGCUUUUCCCUCCACAAAGAACGUACUAAAGCAGCUCCAGGAGAUGGCUCCCUCCAUAUUCUUUUAUCUUGUUGACUCUAGUCAGGGAAGACUUUCUGGCUACCGGCUACGGACGGACUUGUCAACUGAGCUGAUCUGGGACGUCGUCAUGCCAACCGAGGUACAGAGGAUCAUCUCGGUCAAAGGGAAAAGGCCUAAUGAGCAUGUGCACUCCCAGGGCAGAGUAAUGGGUGACCGAAGUGUCCUCUAUAAGUAUCUCAACCCUAAUCUCCUGGCGGUGGUGACUGAGAGCACUGACUUGCAUCAGGAGCGAAGCUUUAUCGGAAUCCUCCUGAUCGAUGGCGUGACCGGUCGUAUCAUCCACGAGGCCGUUCAGAGAAAGGCCAAAGGACCCGUGCAUGUUGUGCACUCAGAAAACUGGGUGGUGUAUGAAUUCUGGAGUACCAAAUCUCGCAGGAAUGAGUUCUCUGUGAUCGAACUGUAUGAAGGAAUGGAGCUCUACAACAGCACAGUGUUCAGCUCACUGGAUCGGCCUCAUGCCCCUCAGGUUCUUCAGCAGUCUUACAUUUUCCCCUCUGCCAUUUCUACAAUGGAGGCGACGCUGACUGAAAAAGGCAUCACCAGCCGCCAUCUGCUUAUUGGCUUGCCCUCUGGAGGCAUUCUGUCGUUACCCAAAAUGUUCCUUGAUCCUCGGAGGCCAGAAAUAGUUUCUGAGCAAAGCCGUGAAGAGAACCUGAUACCGUAUGCACCAGAGCUGCUGAUCCGAACAGAGUGGUUCAUCAACUAUAACCAGACUGUGUCAAGAGUGCGAGGAAUUCACACUGCCCCCUCUGGACUGGAGUCCACCUGCCUGGUGGUGGCAUAUGGUCUUGACAUCUACCAGACUCGUGUCUACCCCUCGAAACAAUUUGAUGUCCUAAAAGACGACUACGACUACAUGCUGAUCAGUAGCGUGCUCUUCGCCCUUUUCUUUGCUACCAUGAUCAGCAAACGCCUGGCAGAAGUCAAACUGCUCAACCGGGCAUGGCGAUAAAGUGAUCCGUGGAAUCCCGUCUCUGACAGCCCUGAGGCUGCAUGAAGGUCCUCAGCCCGAGGAGAUGAAACGGCUGGAGCCGUGCCUGAAGAAGAACACUGGUCUAAGGCCCAUAAUGAACUGCAGGGGUGAGGGGGCAGCAGGGUUGGGGAGAGAGUUAGAAUUAAUAAAGGUUUUACGUGUUUAUUUUUUAACUUAUUUUGCAAGCACAAGGAAUUAUUUCACAGUAGAACAUUUAUUUUUCUUCCUGUCAUUUUGAUUGGAAGUUUUUUUAACCCCUUUGCUGAUUAAAAUAGAAUGAAACUUGAAUUUAAUAAAUUGUGGAGUUUCUGUGGAGUGGAAAUUCCUGAAUAUGUGAACAUUAGAUGCUACAACAAUGUUAGUUUUUUUUUCCAGACUAUUUGUGUCAUUAGACUGUGCUAAUCAAGAGUAAUGAUUAAUUUGGUGGCUUGAGAAAAGAGAGACUCGGGUUUGCAACACAUGUGAGCAUGAUUUGGUACAAUGCCAGAGUUUCUACAUUUUCUUUUUGACAAAUACUAUUAAGUAAAAUGUCAUAUGAACUGUGACUAUGAAGGGAGAAGGUUAUUGUGCUUUUGUUAAGACUCUCCCUCCAAAGUCACCGUCCCUCUGACUUCACCUGACAUCUUUCAGGAAGAAAAAUGACCAUCAGAAGUUUUGUUUUUUUAAGUGCGUAAAUUUUCCUGCAGCUCAAACAAAUGUAAGCAGUUUUGAUCAUCCACUUAUGUUGCUGCUCCAUUAAAUUUUUUCUCAGAAAUUCA
Labrus bergylta (ballan wrasse) is the source of this 3729-nucleotide messenger RNA. NCBI's taxonomy places the organism in Eukaryota, Metazoa, Chordata, Actinopteri, Labriformes, Labridae. The record is from RefSeq and is a predicted model, not a curated record.